Messenger RNA from Ornithodoros turicata, 6024 nucleotides. It is a transcript of the gene Reck, whose product is annotated as reversion-inducing cysteine-rich protein with Kazal motifs-like. Gene Ontology annotation, biological process: extracellular matrix organization. Gene Ontology annotation, molecular function: metalloendopeptidase inhibitor activity; protein binding. The transcript has 22 exons. The record is from RefSeq and is a predicted model, not a curated record. The coding region runs from base 78 to 2936 and encodes 952 amino acids. NCBI's taxonomy places the organism in Eukaryota, Metazoa, Arthropoda, Arachnida, Ixodida, Argasidae. Gene Ontology annotation, cellular component: plasma membrane.
AGCAAAGACGCGCGCCAACGGGGAAACAGGGCGACCGUCUGUUUGGAAUUUAGUCAUGUGCUCGACGUUGUGGGACGAUGUGGAGUAUCGCUUACGUUUCUGCCAUCCUCUGGAGUGUGUGCAACGCGCUAGGACCAUCCUGCUGCAAACACGCGACUGGAUCUUGUAAGCUCGCUUGCGACGGGGUGUCGCUGCUCGCAAUAGCAACUGACCACGAAGAGCGCUUCAGAUUCGUCAACCUCAUCGCUGACCAGUGCCCCGACGAUCUGGUUGAAUUCUGGUCUUGUAUCAACGAUACCCUGAAUGAUAUCAACCGUGGAGAUGGCUGGUAUGGUCGGCCCUGUUGUCACAAACCCAAGCUGAGGAAAUGUCAGCUGGCAUGCAUACGAGCACAGUCGAACGAUGACCUCCAACCAGCAUGCAGGCAGAGCGACGAGAUUGAAUUCCACGCUUGUCUGGAGAAACAAGAGCUUGGCGAGAAAUGCUGCAACCAUGCGCAGACUCCACAGUGUUACGUGGCCUGCAAGAACGUUUUCAUCGGGGUCGGCAAGGGCAGAGCUGGAGGUCGUCAAGUUCGCGCUGCUGUGGACUCCUCGUGUUCCCAGCACAGUCCAGCAGUACUCCAGUGCGUCCGGAACAUCACGCACGCAAGGCGUUCAGAAAACGCGCAUCAGAAGAUCCACUGCUGCGAGCACGCCCCUACCGACAAGUGUCGCACCACUUGUCUCGAUGUCCUCAGGAAAGUGGAAAUAGAACAAGACAUGAUGGACGCGCUCCUAGAAGGAGGCUGUGGCGAGCCAACGCUGCACGAUAGGCUAUGGCAGUGUUUCCUCUACAGCGCCAAGCAAAAGGCGCCAGAGACGAGAAAGACUCUUCUUCCUGUUGAUGGUGCAAAGAUUCAGUGCUGCUUGCGGGCCACGACUGUCGACUGCCAAAGACUUUGUCUCAAGACAUUUGGAUCCGAGUGGGGAUCUUACUGGGAGAGUUUCCACACCAAAUGCCAGUACCACCCAGCCGAGGUAGACAUGCAGAACUGUCUGGUGGAAGUGGACGAACCGUGCGAGCUGGGCUGCAGAGGUCUGUCGUACUGCACACACUUCAACAAUCGGCCGGCGGAGCUAUUUCACAGCUGCACCAAGCGUGCAGACCGAGCAGCCGAGAACGACAUCCGGUUAUGGUCCAGAGGCCUCAUCCGGCUGCCCACAAUGGACAUCCCUGUCCACAACGUGUCCGUUUGCCGUCCGGAGGAAUGGAAAGCAGUUGCCUGCGCACUUCAGAUCAAACCUUGCCAUCGGCACGACCACGUCAGCGCCAUCUGCAAGCAAGACUGUGUAGACAUACUCAACCGUUGCGUCGACCGUAGCAGGCUUGGAGACAACCAGACGCCGUACACGUUGUGCGAGUCGUUGGCGCCUCCAGGGGACGACACGCCCUGUAUCUCAAUCAAGCCUUACAUGAAAGAAAGCGACCUAGGAGGGAGUCGCUUCGAGGUCACCCAUCCUUGCAAGCAACAUACCUGCAACGCGACAAGCGUCUGCAUUCUCGAUAGGAAAUGUACCGACGGUUACCCCUGCAGCAAGUACAGAUGCGUUCCAGGGUGCCCAGUGGGGGAGCGUUCGAAGACGGUGGUUCCCGUCGGAACCUUCGUCCGGAUUCCGACUCUGUCUCACGAUUCCAAGUGUUACGCUGUGUGCCGCUGUUCAAGUUCCGGUUCACUCGAGGACUGCACCUCACAACAGUGCACGGGAAGUGAUGAACCUUGCUGGAUAGCUGGGAGAAAGUAUGCGCACAACACAAGGUUCCCCAUCGACUGCAGCGACUGUUUCUGCGAUUCCGGGAAAGUAACUUGCACUGGCGGCCCAUGUUCCUUAGAAUACAGUGCCAAUGGAGUCUUGCCCGCCGGUCUUCCUUGCAAAUGUCCAAAGGAAUACUACGCAGUGUGCGGUUCCAACGGCAAAACGUACCCCAACGUGUGUCUUGCAAGGUGUGCAGGACUGACAGCCGCUCAUUACAGCAUAGGUGCCUGCUUCUACACUGAUCCUUGUGCGGAUGAUCCUUGCCCACAUAAUCAAAGGUGCGUCCCGGUAAGAAAGAUCUGCCUGGUACAUAAUGAUGACAGCUGCAAACAAUAUCGUUGUGUGAACACUGAUGUGGACUGUCUUCAAGAGCCUCGUGAAACGGUCUGCGACACUGAGCAGGAAGAACACUAUAACCUGUGCGCGAUGUUGAAAGAAGGGAAGUCACUGGCGUACACUGGGAGUUGCGAGUCUCACUGCCGGCAACUCGGUGAAGUCUGUGGAAUCGACGGCGAGACCUACACAAGCGCCUGUGCGGCCAAGGCUCAACGAGUUCUCGUCGACUACCAUGGUCCUUGCAUGACCGUGUCCGUACAAGAGGCGUCAGAUGGAAAACCGAGAAAAGGCAGCUGCAGCGAUGUCCGGUGUCCUGCGCUGCCUUCAAAAGCAUGCGUCCACACGACACUCAUGGGCGUCUGCUGUCCUAUCUGUGGAACUGCUUUACAAGUUGGCUACAAUGAGAAGCUGGCCACCUAUGCUAUAGCAGCUGCGAAGACAGAGAGUCCCAUGAUGCUCCGGGAAAUCCUCAACCGUCUCCGGGAGCGAAUCUACACUUCGGAAUGUGAUCUGUUCGGCUACCUCGACCUCAAAUCCAACAUCAUCGUCCUUGUUGUGCCGGUCACCAAGUAUCCAACACGUCUGCAGGUGUCCGCCUGUCAGAAGGAAGCCCAGAAGCUCGACUCACUGAUCAGAGCACGAAGCCCAAGACUUCUUAGCGUUCUUUCGCUGUCGGUCUUUACGACAGCUGUCGAACUCAACGAUGUCAAUGCUCAGGGCAGUGGACGAACUCUUUCUAGUGGGGGUAGCUAUACCGGUGCGUUUGUUAUACCAAUUGUCAUGGCGCUACUGAACACAUUAUGACGCUGCCCUGGUCAAGUAUGAGAGUGCUAGAUAACCAAAGAGAGGUGCAAUGUACAAUGCCUGUACAGAAAGUUGGAACCAAGGAAAAAAUCCGGUGACAAGUGACCACGCAACCAAUGGGCAGGCACAGUAUGGGCGCAGCCUGGUACUGUGGGAUUGUGCUCAGAACGACUCGAAUAGCUACAUCCACGAUCGGUGUCUCACAGCAGAGAACGUUGAUGUUGAAACCCGUUGUCCACAAAGCGACGAUUCGCCUUGAUGCUUCACACGUGGCUGUGUUGGCUUGGCAUGAACUACAGACCUACGAACAGCGCUUAUCUAGUGUCACUGCAUUUGCACUAACGUGUCAGCGUGCGAUCGGCAUUGCGCUUACAUGUAUUUGGAAGCAGUCGGUUGUCUCGACCAUGUUAGUCGUGAAUCGAUCAAUAUCCGUAGAGUCGACUCAAACACGAAGUCGAUUUUAUCCGAAGCACGCGAUCGCACAGGAGAUCUAGCGACCAGGUUAUGUACGUUUCCACGCUUUCUACACCCACGAAAACCACAAUGCUAUGUCGCCGUUAUCACCCGACAGUGCAGACACAAGACAAAAAGCAGAGUCCGCGCGUAAUGUUCUCCAAUGCGCAUGUCACCGGCCUGCAUGAGACAGAGCCAUGGUGCGUUUGUCUACUCGCUGUCCCCAUACUUUUCGAAAUUUUUUUUUCUAAUAUUCUUCCAAUAAUAAUAAUUAUUAUUAUUAUUAUAAUAAUAAUAACAAGUUUAUAUGCCGUGGACCAAAAAAAAAAGUCUCUAGUUUAUGGCUCUCCGCAAACCCGAAGGUUUGUGACGCAAGUGCGAAGGCUAACUGCUUACAGUCGUUCUGCCGCCAUAGGCCAUGGCUCAACCGCAUCACUCAACCGUAUAUCGUUACCUGGUUCUGCCCACAAACGGCUCGCUUUACGACUGCUUCUCAGUGAAUGUAAGCGCAACUGCUGAUGCCAGGACGAAAUGGCUCGAUUGUAUAACGGGUAUAAUGCCUCGUAACGACGCCUGCUCGUAAGUACUGUUUGCGACACACUUGUCUGAAGUCCCGGGAGGCUCCGCAAGUGUCGGCAACUGGCUGUGUCGCCUACGAAAAAGGUCGAUUUCAGUGGGAGGCUGGUAUGCAGGCACGGUGGCAAAGUGCUCGUGUCUGCCGCAUUCCUGUUGCAUCCUACUCUUUCUGGAUGGGGGUGUCCCGAAUUGCCACCGUUAAGAAGCCACCGUUUAGGAUCCCAUAUGCUCAAAAUCCCAAACGGGGCUAGCGUAGCGUUGCGUGCGUGCCAAACUGUUGGGAGCCCUCCCAACGGCGUGGUGAACUGUAAAAGAACACCUAAACUAACCUAACCUAUGAAAACUAACCUAACCUAACCUAACCUAACCAAAGUCUAAUAAUUUUUGCUGCUCUGAUGUGACCGCCAUGCUAAGCCUAACGGUCGCCAAAAACCUGGUUUUUAUUCACUACACUGACUUCCAUACUGACGUCAAAAUCACGCAAUACUGCGACGUUUAUCAGUAAUAUGUAUUAUUCAACACUAUCAUCCCGCCAUUCUUCAUAUUAAAGCUUUAAUUUAGAAAUCUGGGAUUUUGAACAUCUGGGAUUUUAAACGGUGGAUUCUUCACGGUGGAACAUUGUGGCAUCCCCUUCUGUAUAGGCGACGCAUCUAGCGGGCCGCGCUGGCGGCGCGACUGACUAGAGGUCUCAGUCGAGUGAGUCGGAAGGAUCAAAGAUGGAAUGUUUUCAUCAAUGGAAAAGACACGAUGCAAACGGGACUGUUUGGGCAAGUCCUGCUAUUGGAACCAGUGCUUGUUGCUGUUCGUUGUGGCGCAACAAUAUGAUGUGUCGUCCAACACAUGCCACUGGUGCCGUAUGUCAUAUUGUUUAUCUACUUAAGAGCAAAUAGCCCAGCUGCACGCACAAACAAUGUUAAUUAUUUUUGGAAAAUAUGUGUACAUUAUUGUAAAUAGAGUGGGAAAUUAUGUAAUAUAUAUUUAUGGAGUGAUUCGUAUGCCCUCGUACCAUUCUUUUCACGUGUGUUCGCAAGCGACUUUCGGAUGUGUUGAAGUAGCGGUUCACUAAGCUUACUGAUAUGCAGUUGUAUACAGAUAAGCGCGAAGUAUAUCUUAGCGAAAGAAACUUAAUGUGAUACAGAGCACUGAAGUUGCUGGUUAUCUUUGUAUUUCAAAGAAGCAGGGAAGCUGCAAUACCUAAGGUGUGCUGUAUAGCGGAGUAAUUUGAAAUUAUAGCUCACAUCUCACGUAUCUCGAUUAGGAGCAGCUACCCUGCGCUCCUAUUGCGUAGUCAUCUCCACACCGUCACAAAGAACCGUCCGUCCGUUACACGCGUCAGCUUCAGUCUGAUGGAGCAUGAGGAAGACGCAUGAUCUUCACGCCCCAUAAAGAAUAUGUCAAAUAAUAAUUACAUAUAUCUGUAGCCUGCGCAGAGCUCCUCUUCUCACGUUCCAAACAUCUGAAUGUAUUUCUACGAUGAUUACAACCGCCAAUGGGGAAGAUACCAAAGACAUGUGCUGGAACGGGAGCAUAUAGAUAUCUUACAGAGAGAAACCGUACUCUUAUGAGUGGUAUGUGUGCGCAGCUGUCCCUGAAGUCGGUUCAGGACGCGUACUGACACCCUCUCCAAUAAAUAAAGAAACGCCAAUAGACCUCGCCCUGCAUGUAUGUAAACAAAUGACGUCACAGUGUUCGACAUAGCGCCACCAAUUUGGUAGAGUGGAACUACGCUCGAAGCUAGGAGCGGACAAGGUCGCGCCCGAAAGCCUCGGCCCUGAGGGGAUCACGAUGGUCCCUGAAAGGAACGCGACCUUCGGUCCCACUUUCCUUUCAAUAGGAGGCAGCGAGCAAGUGCCCAUUCGUGGAACCCAGCCCUCCCUUUCCGGUUUCGUUGUCUCUCUGUCUGCCAACGUCAUGAUGACGUUUCUCGGGUAGAGGUCUAUUGGUCGAUCCGCAAUAACGGUCAACAACCACGGUCCCGCACUGCAAGGCAGGCACGUGAGUCUUAUGAACAUAUUUCAUCCAACAUGCUUAAGAGACGAAUAAAUUAUGAUGAACUAUU